AAGGAGCUGUCCUGUGUCCUGCCAGGGGAUACACAGUUCUGCACGUGCAUGGGUGACAAAUCCUAGAAGUAUAUACCAAAAGGACACAGUCAGUUUACCGUUCGAUAACAUGGGACGGAAGGAUGACAGACAGAUCCAAGGGGCAGAACAGGAAGGAGAAGGAUCACGCAGGGGAGACUGGUGGGGCCUCAAGUGCCUCUUCUCUGGGCUCAUGCAGGGGUGAAGCCAGGUCUUUCCGGUGCAACGGCAGCAGACAUGUAACCCGCCUGGGCAAGGUGGCAGGGACCAGGUGGCAGAACCCUGUCAGUGACAGCGUGCAUGUGAGCGGAGGGCUUCUGCAACCCGGGCAGCGAAAGUUCCCAGGAGCACGUCCCCCAGAGUCUCUGGCCAAAGUGCCUCUGGUGGGAUGGGGAAGCAGCCCGUGGAGAGGGCAUGUCAGGGGCAGGUGAGGUGAGUGUGCAGGGUGGCGGGCUGCCCUGUUCCCUGCAGGGCAGAGCCAGGGGCCGGCUGAGUGAGAUCAUAUCUUAGGAAGGGCGGCUGUUGGGCUCCUCCCCCAGGAGUGGCCCACAGCAGAGCAUGUCCCAGCGCGGGCGGCAGGCCCCACACUGUCCUUCAUGGCACCCCUGGGGUGCGGGGCGGCUGUCCUCGUUCGGGUGCACACUGUCUUAGCUACAGAGAUCCAUCGGGGGCUUGGCUAUGCCUCCCUUGAGGUGCUGGGCACAAACUAUAAAGGUUUUUUCCUCUCCUCCUUCCCUCAGGUCGUGUGUGUUCCCCUGUGGAUUCUUAUGUCCUUUCUGUGCCUGGUGGUCCUCUAUUACAUCGUGUGGUCUGUUUUGUUCCUGCGUUCCAUGGAUGUGAUUGCAGAACAGCGAAGGACACACAUAACAAUGGCACUGAGCUGGAUGACCAUUGUCGUGCCUCUCCUUACUUUUGAGAUCCUGUUGGUUCACAAACUGGAUGGCCACAACGCAUUCUCUUGUAUCCCAAUAUUUGUCCCCCUUUGGCUCUCCUUGAUCACUCUGAUGGCAACCACAUUUGGACAGAAGGGAGGAAACCACUGGUGGUUUGGUAUUCGCAAGGAUUUCUGUCAGUUUCUGCUUGAAAUCUUCCCAUUUUUGAGAGAAUAUGGAAACAUUUCCUACGACCUCCAUCAUGAAGAUACUGAGGAAACCGAAGAAACCCCAGUUCCUGAACCUCCUAAAAUUGCUCCAAUGUUUCGGAAGAAGACCAGGGUCGUUAUCACCCAGAGCCCUGGGAAGUAUGUCCUCCCACCUCCCAAACUGAAUAUUGAAAUGCCAGAUUAGACACCACUUCCUUGGACAGAAUGCAAGCGGACCACCGGGACGCACACACGCUGUCUCCUACCCUCCUCUGCCUCUUUGUUGACCCCACCCAGAACUGGAGCCGAGGCCAGGGCUCCGGGAACUUCCAUCUCAUGCCUUGUUUGCACUCAAUGCCUACCAGUGACUCACCCUGACGGGACGCACACAUGGCAGGUGACUGGCACCCGCGGUGCGGGCUGGGCUAGGGCGCGUGUCAGUGGACGUGGGCGUGAAGGAGGGAGUGUGUGUGAGAAGGGGAAAGCCAUCACCUCUGGGCAGGCGCCUCAGGAGCUGACUUGGAUCUGUUAGGGAUGGCUGCUUAGGCCAGAGAAGGAGCUGGUUUUCAAAGUGCUAAAAUUCCUAUUGAAAGUGUUCUUGGAAAAUGGUUUUUUAGACCAGGCCGGCCACACCAUGUAGCUUAGAUUCUCCUGUCGCAGCGUAGUCAGUAGGAACUGUAAAUACGCCUCUGCGGCACCACGAGUGUACCUACACCGUCAUUACUGUUUGUGUUCCUGCUGUGGAAGUCGUUUCUCUUUGGGCAAUGCUGACAGCAGUUUUUAAUGGCCCCAUCGGUGAGCCCUUUCCAAUGGAGUGACUCCGUGCCUGUAUAGUAUUUAUACAAAUAUUUUAGCAUUGUAAUAUACCGUGUUAAAUCCUAGUUCUGUACAGUAUAUUCUGUUAAAGUAUUUUUUUACGAGCUUGUAUGGGAGACGUGUGUUCUGUUGCAGAAGCAGAAGCUGCUGGCGCACCUGUCCCGCCCAGGGGGUGUCACCCCUUAACGGGCCAUCGUCAUCACCCCCCUUGAAAUCCUCCACACACACAGUGGCUGCUACUGCCAGAACAGCCACAAUAAGCAAGAAAUGGUUUGUGCUUUUCCUACAUUCUGGGAAUAUGUGCGUGAGCUGAAACUAGAGAAACUGGAAGAAGUUGCUGAAACUGGAAACAGCCACUGGAAUCACGUGUUUGUUAGGGUCUGAGGCCCUUUGUCGGGCCCCCAACAAAAGUCCUUCCGGCCGGCCAGCCCCGUGCUUUCAACUAGGAGUACACUUGCUCCAAGAGCUGCUGGUAGAGCCCUGGGCGAAGCAGAAGAAAGCAGAUCCUCCAGGAUAAGAGCCUUUGGCCUGAGAACAAGUAGCCGUUUGUGAAAGGAGGGAAAAGGCGCACUGGCAUUGUCACGCAGGAGAGGGAAGGGUUUAACGGGGGCAGCUGCUGACAUCUCUCCGUCAGGCUCGGCCGACGUCCAGCACACGAGGCCGCCUGGAAGCGGCGCCCAGCAAGCCUGUUGUCUCUGGGGGGGAGGGGGAACGUUGGGAAUGGCAUAGCCUUUCUUGCUUGCUGUGUAACAAAUGUAGCUCAAUCCACUAUUUUUGCUCCCUGCAGUUGUUCAAUAAACUGGUUCCUCCUUUUCCAUGGUA
Leopardus geoffroyi (Geoffroy's cat) is the source of this 2737-nucleotide messenger RNA. Its product is annotated as transmembrane protein 185A-like. Bases 615 to 1304 code for a protein of 229 amino acids. The record is from RefSeq and is a predicted model, not a curated record. The transcript is spliced from 3 exons. Lineage: Eukaryota; Metazoa; Chordata; Mammalia; Carnivora; Felidae.